CGUGGUUAGGUAGACACUACCUCCCGCUCUCCUACGCUCAGAGGUGAAUUAACAGUUGUCGAAGCCUUGUAUUCGUUUUUGGAAGUAUAGCCAGUGUACCAUUAACCCAAGAUAUAUAAUUUGAUGUGUUAAGAAUCGUCGAACUUGUGUAUUGGUGUUUAGAAAUCGCUUCUGAACCACAACGCCAAGAAUUACGUAUAUUUCUUUAUAAAUAAACAGUUUGUAUACAGAUAAUACAACGUGUAUUAACCGGAUGCUUACGAACCUGUAUACUGGUGUUGUAAGGUAGAACUGUCUCACAAAGCCAAGAAAAAACAACUGUGUAGUAUUGUCUUCGAACCCGAGUCCUGCAGUUGUAACGUAGAAACUGUCACAAAAGGUGGAUUACUUCUCAUCGAAUCUAUGUACUGAAGUUUACGAGGUGAAGAAUCAAACAUGUAAACAACUACAACCAACCAAACAAACAAGGAGUGAAUUCAUCAGCCAAUCGUCAACCGAUAUACACAAACAAACAGACCAAUAAUAUUGACAGCAAUAUCUACCGCCUUCAAGAUGGGUUGUACCACAAGUGUCGUCUCCGUCCCAGAAGAGACCAACCUUACUCCAAGUGGCCUCGAGGGUGACCCAUUGAGCACUACCUUGAGACAGAGGAGCUUAAAGGACUUGCAAGAGGAAGAGGAAGAAAGAGUCUCGACAAUUAGUGAUGGAAAGCUUACAGGCAUUCACAACUAUGGUAAGAUGGAAGAAAAUCUCGAACCUGGGUCACUUCUUAAUGAUGCUCUCAACUCAUCCCAGAAUGCCAAUGAUCGACCAGGUUCGACUGGAUCUAGGUCGAAUAGGUCUUCAGGUUCGGCCAGGUCCAAAUCGACCAAAUCUCUCAUUUCCACCAAGUCCAAAUCAACCAGAUUAACCAAUUCACCCAAGUCCAAUAUCUCGACUCGGCCAACCUCCCCUACUAAUAGCAUAGAUCUCCCUGGUAAAGUUCCCCAGCCAACAGAAAACGAGGUGUGGGAUGAAGGAACUGCUGAGAAAACUGGGGAACAUAUCUAUAACACACAGACAGAGAAAAUGGAUAAUAGUGUCCCUAUAUUUAAUUCUGUCGAUGUAAAUAUCAGCAAAGACAGUGAAGAAUCUGACAAUAUAACUAACACAGAAAAUGAAGAGUCUGGCCUCACGAUAAGCAAAGAAAAUGAAAAUUCAAAGAGAACAAAUGACAUAGAAAACGAAAACCCCAAACCUACAACAUCUACAGAAAACAGGGAAUCUGAUCCUCUACAUGAGAAUAUAGAAAACGAAACAUUGGUACCCCUAAAUAAGAUAGAAAAUGGAAAAUUUGGUCCUUUAAUUAAGAAAGAAAAUGGAAACUUAGAAGGGGUGACUUACACAAGAAUGAAGAGAGAAACAUCAGCUAGGUCAAUUAUAUCAAGUGUUUCCUUCUCUCCUCCUUCUUCCUCUCCCUCCUCCUUCAAGAACAAAAAUACAACACAGGAAAAAUUUAAGUCAUCCCUAAACUUCUCACUAACAGAAAACGGGGGACGGGACACAAAAUAUGAAAAAGACAAUUCAAUAGAAAAUGUAGAGGAAGUUGCUAAAGCAAAUGGGAAGCAGGAGACAGCAGUAGAAAAUGAGGAGCAAGAAAUAACAGGAGGUACUGAAUUAGAAGAAGCAGGUAAAGAAAACGAAGGGGAAACUACAGUAGACCAAUCGGGAGAAGAUGCAUUGAUAGAAAGUGGGAAACAAGCGGAAGUAAUCAAAGAAAACGGAGGAGAGGAAACAGCCUCAGAAAAUGAGGAACAUGAAACAACAAGUGGAGAUGGUGAUUCUGCCCUUAAGAACACACCAAACCCACAAAAAGAAUCUCCCAGACCACAAGAAUCACUAAUGAGAAACCCUAGCAAGUCAGCGAGGUCUAUGGCAGUGUCCAUCAGUGACUUGUUGAGCGACAGUGAUAUAGUAUCCAGCAGUGAUAUGUCAACACGAGCUUCAAGUGCUAAGAAAGAUUCUAUCGACGAUUCUAUGGCUGUCAAGGGGAAUAUUAGUCACAAGGAUGAUUCUAUUGUCAUUGGGGUGGAUUCUGCUACUGUUAAGGGUGAUUCUAAUAGUAUCAAGGUGGAUUCUGCUGACGUUGAGGAAUCUGCGACUGUUGAGGGUGAUUCUAUUAACGCUAGAGUGGAUUCUGCUAUUGUUAAGGGUGAUUCUAUUGACACCAGGGUGGAUUCUGUUACUGUUAAGGGUGAUUCUAUUGAUUCCAGGGUGGAUUCUGCUACUUUUAAGGGUGAUUUUAAUAUUAUCAGGGUGGAUUCUGUUGACGUUGUGGAUUUUUCGACCAUUAAGGGUGAUUCUAUUGACGCCAGGGUGGUUUCUGUUACUGUUAAGGGUGAUCCUCAUGACACCAGGGUGGAUUCUUCUCUCCAGGGUGAUUCUAAUAAUACCAGGGUGGGUUCUGCGACUGUUAAGGAAGAUUCUAUUGACCUUGUGGAUUCUACUUCUGUUAAGGGUGAUCCUCAUGAUACCAGGGUGGAUUCUUCUCUUAAGGAUGAUUCUAAUAGUACCAGGGUGGAUUCACCUACUGUUAAGGAUGAUUCCACAGAAGUCAAUGAUAAUGACAAGGAAGAUUCUAGUGCCAAAAGAGUGAAUGUUGAAGCAUUUAAGAGUGAUUCUAUUGAUGUCUAUGAAGAUCCAGGCAUAAAGAAUGAUUCUUGUGGCUCCAAUAUUGUAUCUACAAAAAUCAUGGGUGAUUCUAAUGACACCAGGGAUGAUUAUGUAACUGUUAAGCAUGAUUCUAGUUGUGUUAUUGAAGAUUCUAACACCAAGAAUGAUUCCAGUAGCACCAAAGAGGAUUCAGAAACAGUGAAAGAUGAUCCCACUAACGUCAAUGAAGAUUCUAACGACAAGAAUGAUUCUAAUGACACCUGGAUAGAUUCUGCAUCUCUCAAGGGUGAUUCAGGAAAUGUCGAAGGUGAUUCUGGUACUAUCGAGAGUAUUUCUGGCACUGUCCAGGGUGAUUCUGGCAUUAUCGAUGGUGAUUCUGGCACUGUCGAGGGUGAUUCUGGCACUAUCGAUGGUGAUUCUGGCACUGUCGAGGGUGAUUCUGGCACUGUCGUGGGUGAUUCUGGCACUGUCGAGGGUGAUUUUAGCACUGUCGAGGGUGAUUCUGGCACUGUCGAGGGUAAUUCUGGCACUGUCGAGGGUGAUUCUGGCACUGUCAAGGAGGGUGAUUCUGGCACUGUCGAGGGUGAUUCUGGCACUGUCGAGGGUGAUUCUGGCACUGUCAAGGGUGAUUCUGGCACUGAUGAGGGUGAUUCAGUAACAGUGAAGGAUGAUUUUACAGAAGUCAUUGAAGAUUCUAGCGACAAUAAUCAUUCUAAUGACACCAGGAUAGAUUCUACAUCUCUCAGGGGUGGUUCUGGCACUAUCGAGGGUGAUUCUAGUGAUAAGAUCGAUUCUAGUGGCACUAGGGUGGAUUCAGCAACUAUCAAAGGCGAUUUUAAAGCCAGUAAUGAUUCUUACGGUACCAGGGUCGAUUCUGCAAUUGUUAAUGGAGAUUCUACAAGCCUGGGUGGUAAUUCUGAUGGUAUAAAUAUUGAUUCUAAUGAUCAACUUGAGUCUACAAAACUGGUGGCUGAUUCUACAGAUGUGAGGACUGAUUCAGAAGUCCUUACUGGUGAUUCUACAUCUUUGAAGGUUGAAUCAGAAGGCCUUAAUGGUGAGUCUCAUAAUAAUGGUGAUUCUACAGUUGUCAGAGAUGAUUCAGAAGUCCUUAAUGGUGAUUCUACAAGUAUUAAGACUGAUUCAGAAGUCCUUAUUGGUGAUUCUACAUCUUUGAAGGUUGAAUCAGAAGGCCUUAAUGGUGAUUCUCAUAUUAAUGGUGAUUCUACAGAUGUGAGAGAUGAUUCAGAAGUCCUCAAUGGUGAUUUUCAUAUCAAUGGUGAUUCUGGAAAUGUUAAGGCCGACUCAGAAGGUCCUGAUGCCAAUGUUAAUAUCAAAAAAGAUUCUACAAAUCCUAAAGAUGGUUCUAUGAGUACACAGAAUGACUCUAUGAGUUUGAAGAAUGAUUCUACGAGUAUACACGAUCCUAAAAGCCUGAAAUUUGAUAUUAUAAGUAUAAAGAAUGAUUAUACAAGCUUCAAGGAUGAUUCUAUAAACAUGAUCCAUGAUUCUAUAAGCCAAAAGAGUGAUUCUACAAGUCUGAGAAUGACUCUACAUGUAUAA
Molecule: messenger RNA, 4212 nt
Organism: Homarus americanus (American lobster)
Lineage: Eukaryota; Metazoa; Arthropoda; Malacostraca; Decapoda; Nephropidae
Product: dentin sialophosphoprotein-like
Exons: 3
Coding region: 553-4212 (1219 amino acids)
Source: RefSeq, a predicted model, not a curated record